Molecule: messenger RNA, 438 nt
Organism: Echinococcus granulosus
Lineage: Eukaryota; Metazoa; Platyhelminthes; Cestoda; Cyclophyllidea; Taeniidae
Product: Na(+)/H(+) exchange regulatory cofactor NHE-RF1
Exons: 3
Coding region: 1-438 (145 amino acids)
Biological process (GO): protein localization to plasma membrane
Cellular component (GO): apical plasma membrane
Molecular function (GO): protein binding; protein-membrane adaptor activity
Source: RefSeq, a predicted model, not a curated record
AUGGCUGUUCCCAGGUACUGCUGCAUGCGGCUUGAAGACAAAACUGAGGGUUACGGGUUUUCCCUUAUUGCCACAAAAAAUCAAACCGGACAAUACAUUGACGAAGUAAAAGAGGGUUCGUUGGCUGAUAGAGCUGGUUUAAAAAGCGGCGACUUCGUCGUUGAAGUAAACGGUGAAAAUAUACAUGGGUCUCACGUCAACUGCACUAAGGUGGAGGCAGCCGAGUCAUCGGAACCCACUCCAGUUGUCGCUUCACAGCCCAUUGACGAUGAAGAGUCAAAGAAGGCAAACGAGCCCGCCCAAUCGCCGUUAGCACCAGCGCAGACAUCUGAGGGAUCGGAACUGCCGAACUCUUCACGUACCACGUCCUCACGAAAGGCUUGUAUGCAAUCUGGCAAAAGCUUCGGUGCUAGGGCCAAAUUUUUUAACCGUCUGUGA